Molecule: messenger RNA, 679 nt
Organism: Manis pentadactyla (Chinese pangolin)
Lineage: Eukaryota; Metazoa; Chordata; Mammalia; Pholidota; Manidae
Gene: NDUFAB1
Product: NADH:ubiquinone oxidoreductase subunit AB1
Exons: 5
Coding region: 40-510 (156 amino acids)
Biological process (GO): fatty acid biosynthetic process
Cellular component (GO): mitochondrion
Molecular function (GO): acyl binding; acyl carrier activity
Source: RefSeq, a predicted model, not a curated record
CGAAGGGCGCGGCGCAGUGCAUCCUGGGCCGGCGUAGCCAUGGCGGUUCGUGUCCUUUCUGUCUGUGUCCGUAGACUGCCUGCAGCCUUCGCGCAGCUGCCCCGGGUCCCCACACUGGCCGCGAUCCGGCCGCUCAGCACCACACUGUGUGCCCCGGGGACCCGGACAAGUCCCGGGGCUCCGCGGCCGGCCUUCGUGCCCGCGCAGGUUCCAGGUAGAGUUACACAGUUGUGCCGCCAGUAUAGCGAUGCACCCCCUUUGACGUUAGAGGGGAUCAAAGACCGAGUUCUUUAUGUCUUGAAACUCUAUGACAAGAUUGACCCAGAAAAGCUCUCGGCAAAUUCCCAUUUUAUGAAAGACCUGGGCUUAGACAGUUUGGACCAAGUGGAGAUUAUCAUGGCCAUGGAGGACGAAUUUGGGUUUGAAAUUCCUGAUAUAGAUGCAGAGAAGUUAAUGUGUCCACAAGAAAUUGUAGAUUACAUUGCAGAUAAGAAGGAUGUAUAUGAAUAAAAUACCAGAUCCGUUUUCUUCACUGAGAGCUUUGGAAGGUACUGGCAAGUGUCUGGAAGUGAGAAGACGUUUUGGCAUUAGUGCUGACUUUGACAGAGAAAAUCUGUCCCGACUUGUAUUUAAAUUGUCUAAGUGUCUUUGCCCUUUGAAAAUAAACUUGUAAAACGAA